UAGACUCAGUGUUGGAGGUUGCCAUGGUUACCGUUUCACCGGCCAAUCAGGUGAGGCUUUCCUCAUGAAUAUUAAUGAGCCUGCCCUUGUACACUACUCCAGUCCAGUAGGUGGCAGUAACACACCAUGGCGGUGUUCACUCAGCUCUGAGUGUAGAUCACAAAAUGUGACUGAAAUGUCCGUGUCAAGAUUACCACCUUCUGCACUGACCCUCAAACAGUUUUUGCAGAGACAGAAAGUUUUAGGUCUGUACCGUAAUAUGCUGAGGACAAUCCGCCAAGUUCCAGAUGAAGCAGAUCGUAAAUAUUUGAAGGACUGGGCAAGAGAGGAGUUCAAGAGGAACAAGGAGGCCACAGAUCAGAUAGUUUUUAAGAUUGCCUUUGACAAAAGAAGAACAUAUUGAAAUCAUUCUCAUGGCUGGAUCCAACGUUUCUAGCUGUUAUGUUGUAAGCGAACAGGAACUGACUUGCUUCCUGAACUUUCUACGAUGAUUAAACGGUGCUGUGGUAUAAGAGGAAUAAAACACUGCUGUGUUAUUUGAAAAUAAUCAACCUCUGGGUUGUAACUCCACUUCAGGCCUCAUCACACCACCUUGGCGUUGAUGAGUUUUCUAUAACAGCACACACACAUAUAAGUGUUUUAUUCAGUUAAAAAAAAAAAUAUAUAUAUAUAUAGCCAGAAUGCCUGAGGUCAUACACUCUAUACAUGAGCAGUGUUCAGUUUUAUUUUUGAGAUGACAACAUGAAGCAUACAAACCAGGAAGUCAUAUUUUGUAAUACCAGACCAACUUUGAUUUUAUUCCAGUAUAAGAUGUGAGUAAAAAAAUCUCACUGUUCCAGUAUAACUGUUGAUCAGUGUCGCUA
Molecule: messenger RNA, 863 nt
Organism: Pangasianodon hypophthalmus (striped catfish)
Lineage: Eukaryota; Metazoa; Chordata; Actinopteri; Siluriformes; Pangasiidae
Gene: lyrm2
Product: LYR motif containing 2
Exons: 3
Coding region: 65-403 (112 amino acids)
Cellular component (GO): mitochondrion
Source: RefSeq, a predicted model, not a curated record